GCCCUUCGGAAAUUCAAAAUUUGCAUAAAACCAGCAGCAUCCGUUCGCCAGCGGCUGUGCGCUAAACUUCCAUUCCAGGACUUUAAACUUCAUUUCAUCGGCUUUGAGAAUCUCCCGUAGGUUCAGAGAAAAAAAAACCAUUUGACCAGACAAAACAAAGAUGAACCGUUUGCGGAAGAGUUUUCGGCGGUCAAAGGAGCCGCAUGUUCCAGAGUGCAGCAAGCCUCACCAGUGGGAAGCAGACGAGAAGGCCGUACGGAGUGGAACCUGUAACUUCCAUGUCAAGUCGGGGAGGAAGAAGACGAGAGCGGUACUGUGGGUCACAGCAGACGCACUCAGAGUAGUGGAUGAAGACAGCAAGGGCCUGAUAGUGGACCAGACGAUAGAGAAGGUUUCCUUCUGUGCGCCGGACAGAACGUAUGAGAGAGGCUUCUCCUACAUCUGCAGGGACGGCACCACGCGGCGAUGGAUGUGUCAUGGCUUCAUGGCCAUCAAGGAUUCUGGAGAGAGACUAAGCCAUGCUGUAGGCUGUGCGUUUGCAGCAUGUCUAGAAAGAAAACAGAAGAGGGAGAAGGACUGUGGAGUGACAGUGACUUGGAACGCGGACAAGACGUCCUUCACACGACAGGGUUCAUUCCGCCAGACAACGAUGACUGAGAGAAUGGACCAGGAGGACCUGGAUGCAGAGGCACAGGGAGACGCAGCUUCACCUGGGACGCCUGCGAAGGCCUCGGCUGUUCAGACAGCAGCCAUCCCCCGGCAGCAGGCUCCGCUGUCCACAGUAGCUCUGCAGAGACAGGGUUCCUUCCGCUUCUUCCCCAAGCUUAGCAGCAAGUCCUCUCCGUUCAAACGCCAGCUGUCGCUCAGACUAAACGAGCUUCCGUCGAACCUGCAGAGGAAGGAGCAGCCAGACGUUGCACCUGCGGCACCCCCACCCCCUGCAAAUGGUACAAUCCAGGAAGUAGCCCAGCCUGCACCAGAGGACAGCAUCAGCGCCAUGUGCAAGAUGAUCCAGUCUGACUUGUUCACCCUCAGCAGCACAGACGACCCCUUCACAUCAAUAAGUUCCUCCACUGGCACUGCUACUUCCCAGCCACAGACUAUAGUCACCCAAUUCCUGACAUCAACUGCCAAGACAGUUGCACAUCAGUUGCAACCUAUAGUCCAAGCUCAGUUUCAGCAGCACAGGAUUGCCCGGCCACGCCCCAAGGCCAGGCCACCCCCACCCGUGGAUGUAUCAGCAUAUGUGGAGGCUGAGCAGCAUGUCCAACCACUAGCCCCAGCCCAGCCUCCAACUGCUGUGCAGCAGCAGAUGGCCAGCCCACCUCAGGUGCAGACCCAGCUGCAGCCGACGAUCAGCGGCACCCCAGCAGCUCUGUCUCCAUCUGGGUCCAGCUCUACAUCAUCCACCUUCUCACCUGUCCAUCAAGUGAACGGAGUCCCCUCACCUGCAAGUGGAGCGUCUCCCAUCGCUGCGAGGUCUCAGCCGCAGGCCGUCCCCAUCAAGCACAACAACCCCUGGGCUGCAGAGGUCCUGGCAGCCUCACAGCUGGCCAGCCAGUCCCCGAGGGACGACAGUGUCUGGGUGAACGCACCUCCCAUCCCCCCUCCACGGCAGAAGUCCAUGUCAGAUGCAGAUGCAUGGCUGGAGAGUAUAACAAAAAGCGUUUCUGGCCCCGCUCUUCAACAGCAACACACAGAGCCUUUCAACCCACGGUCAGUCAAUGGAGACACGAUAAGAACUGGUCCGAGUCAGCCGUUUGACCCGUUCGCAGGUCCCAUGACAGGCAAUGCCCAGUUCAGACCGCAACAAACCCCACCCAUGCAUUCCACAGUCAGGACCAACGUCAGUGCUUCGGCGUACAGUCCAGCCUCUACCCAGCUUGGACAGCAAACCUUCACUGCAACGUCCAACAUAAGCAAUGGCAGUAUAAGUGACCCGUGGCCAGGACAGACCCAGCCGCACCUGAAUGGACAGAGAGACCCAUUCCAACCCAUGGCACCAACACAGCCAUACGACCCCUUUGCAGUACCGUCGGUAGAAAAGACUUUUGAAUUGCAAUUGUAAACCACAGUAGCUGAUCUCCAAGUCCCAAAGUCAUAAAAACAUAUCAGUUUGCAGUGCACUGGAUCAUAAUGACACAGUAUGUGGAGUAAGGACUGAUGCUCCAGUGUUGUUCAUUGCAUGAGUCAUCUACUUUUGGUUACCCCAAUGCUGUUGACAACUGAGCAUGUUUGUAGUGUUGGUGCUCUAGACUUCCUUUUAAAAUGCUUCAACAUUAAAACCUUGAAUCGCAGCCUGAUCUCCCCCAGAAUGCCAUUACAAGGCUAUGAUCCUCCAUUGCAACACUAGUACUCCUCUUACAGGCAUGAACAUCUGCUUUUCACACUGCCUAUUGCUCUCAGCUAGCCUUGAUCCUACAGUGGUUUGUGAAUUCAUCUGUAUAUAUUUUAUCUGAGAUAAACCACUACUCAAACAUCAGUUUGGGAUCCUUCAACCAGAGAAAUCUUUCAAUGUGAUUCUCAAUUACCAUUGCUAGUUGAAAUACAAAGAAAAUGAAGCAUUAGAAUUUGAGUUUUAACUAAUUGCUUGCUGCAGUGCACUUACAGUGUGUUACUGUUUGGUGAUUUCAAUCAGUUUAAGGCUCAAAACACAUUUGUAUUCCUUACUUGCCUCACUUCAAGCAGCUUUGGUGAAAGGGGAGAAUAACAGAUUUUCAAGUUACUGAAUUGACUCUUAAAACUUGCAACCAAAGUACUUUAAGUCUAGGUGGCUGAUGGUGCAUCACUUAGAGUGAGGAUUCUUCUCCAUUCCAUCAUACACUUAUGUCUAAAGUUCCAACUGGCAGACGAACAUAGCUGCUCCCCAGAAACCUUGGGUAGUAAGGCAGAGUCCCCAGCGAGCUAUGGCUGGUCCAGUCUCUACUGUACACAGAUUUAAAACAUAGGUAAAAGAGCUUCUGUCACCAUCUUGUUACAAGCAGAUUGACUAUGGUAAGAUUCCUGGGAAGGUAAUGUUUAUUAACUGGAGAGUUCAUGUAUCUGGCAGGCAAAGUAGCAGAUACUAGUAACUGCUCCAUUGCCAGCAUGGUAAACUACAGGUGCAACCGCAAGUGUUGUGUUAGAAUCAUUAACAAAAAAUAAGAAGUGGUCUUCCUUAAUAAUGAAAGGAAGAAGUGAUUCUGUGCAUAAAUAUAGGUUAAGAUGUACUUGUUAAAAUGAAGGAGAAUUCAAUUUGGUACUACUAUGUCAUCUGGUCAGUUGGUAGAUUUAUCCACAUAACUAGAACUGUAGGACUGACUGCUUGUACAACUGUUAAUGAGACAGGGCAGCUGUCUGCCUGCACAUGCCUGUUUUUUUCUGAUGUUAUUAAAAUGUGCAAGCUGUCAGGCACACUUGUCCUUUUAACAUUUCCCAGCUGUCAAGAAACCAGUCUGUGUGGUGUUGAUGAUGAUCAUUAGGGGCUCAGAAUGUAACAAUGUGAUUUUAGUUCAAUGCACCAUUGAAUUAUGACAAGAAAUAGUUGUACUUUUCUUGGUAAGACACUGAGUAAUCAGGUAUCCAAUUUGAAAUCACAGUGAGGGCAUAGGCUCGGAUUGAUCAAAUCAAGGAGCAAAUGUCGACUGAGUUGACAUGAUGAUUAAAAGGAUUAAUUAUUGCUGCUGUCUCAUCAUAUAUGGUGAUGGGCUUUUAUUUUUGCAGGUUUUGCUCAAAAUAUUAUUUGUAGUCCUAAUGUUUGUAGUGAUCACCCUAAUAUGUCAAUUGAGAAUAUAAGGGCAUGUUAGUGAAGUCAGCCUGCUACAACAAUCAAAUCAAAGUGGCAGGCUGUUGGAACAAACUUUGCCUUUUGUACUGUUAUGUCUCUGUACUCAAUGUCACUGGGUCUUAGCAGGAAUGAUAGUCUACAGAUUACCCAGCUUAUGUAAAUGUUACAACUGAAUCAUUUUACAGGAAUGCCUUUUAAGGCUUGUACAUAUGAGGAUUUGACACAACAGGCUCUACCUUUCUGAUGGGGUUAUGUGUAUUUACAGCCUUUUUUUGCUUUUAUCUCAUAAUGACAAUCUUUUGAUUGAACUCUGCCAUCAAUUUUGUAGUUAACACUAUUUUGUGAUCAUUUCGUUUAUUAACAUGGCAAAUAUUUUACCAUUUUAAUCUUUGAACAGAAAAUAUAUUUAGUUAUAAAGAUUAUUUUAAAGCUGAAUCGGUGUAUGUAUGGGCUAAAAUGUUGAUAAUUAGGAUGCAACCAGUCAUUUCUUUGUAGUUUUUAUAUCUGUUAAUGUGUACCUUCAGUUAGCCCUGAUGUUGGUUGAUUUCUAAAAAAAGUAAAGAAGAAAAAUCAAAAUCUUUAUGUGUUCUUAACAAUCUGUCAUUUGUGUAUUCUGGAUUUUCUGUCAGUAGUAUUUAGUUUUUUGGUUUGCAGGUCACCGUAGUAUCAAGAAGACCAUUUCAAAUGACAUUUCAGAAUGGUGAUGUAGCAGGUGUUCUUGGUGUGCUACUUUUGUUUUCCAGUUUUGCUGCCAACAGCCCAGGAAAGGUUUGUAGCUUGUCUAGAUGAGGAUUUUGAAUAACUUAGUGAUAUUUUAUGCAAUCAGGAAUAUUUACCAGGACUUUCUGGAACUCCUAGCUUGUGAAUAGAAACUCUGAUUCUAGGUUAUUUAUUGACAAAACUCAUUGUUUUGUAUGAAUGGUAGCUAAUCUAUGUGAAUCUUGUAAAUAGCCUCUUCAUUGCAGUACUGUGAGAUACAAAAGCGAGUUAAGCUAAGUCAUCUCUGUUAGCCUCUGUGUGAUGUCUGAAUAAUUCUGUGCUGCAACUUGUAGUUGCACAACAUUCACAAGGGUACACAUGUACUUGUGCUAUCCUGUACAAUUCAUUUUUAAGUCUCAUUCCCUACAAUGUGUCCUUACUAGAUGAGUCAGUGUAGGGUCGAUCAAACUCAAACAUUGUUUCAGACUCACCAACUUACAUGUAGCUACCUGUGACAUAGUAUUAAAACGUGACUCCCCAACAUUAGGCAUAUGGUGCUCUCCUUAGGUUUUUAAUGUUACUUUUGUGAUGAAAGAGGCCACCAACAAAAAUGUUGUGCACUCCACAGUAGAUAGGAACCUACCUUGUAACUCUUUUCUAGUUGUUUCACCUCUAACAAACUCUGUACUUGUCAGUUUUUCCUAUGUGAGAGAUAUGGAUAUUAGGCUGCUUUGCCAAUAAACUCACCCUCUCAAUGACUAUAUCAAUGAAAUCAUUGAAGUUAUUGUGUGUCAUUGAACAUGUUAUAAAAUAAGAAAGAUUAGGUUUCCAAGACAAUGGAGUGAUCAGUUCUGCUAUAAUAUAUAAAUACAGCAGAAUCAGAGAGUUUUAUUUGGUUAAUGUGUUUUGUUGUAUUUUUUUUUUGGUUAAAAGAAUUUCUUGCUAUGCAUCAUGAUAUCAGAAGUUGCCUUCAAAGCUCAACGUGGUGGUUCAAAAGAGACACCAUACAGCUGACUGAAGUACUGCAACCAGUAUCCAUUACUGUAUUUACAGAGCUCUAACUUCUUGUGUUUUUUGUCUGCUGGAAUCAAGUUUGGAACCAGGCUUCAACAGUAAAUAGAUACUUUUGUGACUGUUUCAGAACAUUUUUCAGUAUUGACAACUGGUGCUGUUACAUACAUGUAUGUCAUCUCAGGGAAAUGAGAAAUGUAGUUGUGCUCGUUUAUUCCAUCAAUAUACAUGUUUGUUACCACACACAACUUUUAGCAAGUUUCCUACCAGCUAGGUUGGCAAAAACUUUUAUAUAUAUAUUGAGAGUCUACCUCUUCGUACAGAUUGCGACUUAGAACAAUCAACAUAUGCAUGUCACUAUCAUAAAUCUUUUCUUUAUCACAUCUGAUAACAAAAUUUAAAAAAUCAUAUCUGUGUACUACAUGUAGUUCUCUGGUACAUGUAAUGUGGAUUCUGAUGUCAUUUGCUACUUUUGAUCCCUAGUCUCAUGUAGAUCACUGG
Messenger RNA from Branchiostoma belcheri (Belcher's lancelet), 5977 nucleotides. RefSeq names its product protein numb homolog. Lineage: Eukaryota; Metazoa; Chordata; Leptocardii; Amphioxiformes; Branchiostomatidae. The record is from RefSeq and is a predicted model, not a curated record.